CUUCGAGUCGGAGCUGGCCGUCAGUUCACACGGCAAACGGUUGACGGACGAACGAUCGAACCGUCGUUGCCUCGACACGGUUUUUUUUCUCUCGUACUAAUUCGUAGAUAUCGUAUACUCGUAACUCGUAUAUCGUAUUCUAUCGCAUCGCAUCGCAUCGUAACUCAAAGUAACGUAAGGUAUCGCGACCAAAAUACGCGUACGCGAGCCCGAGACGGCCGAUCGGUCGGUGACGCGAGGGGAGGGGUAGUGGCGAGCGAAAAUCGCGAAAAAAGGUAAAAAAAACCGCCGUCAAAAUGACCAACACCAACGUAACCGGUAUCGAUAAUCUGCGCUACGAGAUGUGCCAGAAUCUGAGCCUGACCGAGAACGUGAGCGAUAUCGCGUUCUGUAUCAAUAAUUCGAUACCGGAUCCGGUGUCGGACAGCGAGUUCGGCCACAUGCAACGUAUGGUGACCAUAGUGGUGAUAUUUUUAUUUAGUAUAAUCGUAAUCGUAGGCUUAAUCGGUAAUAGCAUGGUAGUGAUAGUGGUGGCUUUCAACCAGCAGAUGCGAAGCACCACCAACUUGCUCAUCAUCAACCUGGCGGUCGCCGAUCUGCUGUUCAUCAUAUUCUGCGUACCGUUCACGGCCACCGAUUACGUGCUGCCGUUCUGGCCGUUCGGCGACCUUUGGUGCAAAGGCGUACAGUACCUGAUCGUGGUGACGGCCUACGCCAGCGUCUACACGCUGGUGCUCAUGUCGCUCGACAGAUUUCUCGCCGUCGUCCAUCCGAUCGCCUCCAUGUACGUGCGAACCGAGAAAAACGCCAAUACCGCCAUCGUCAUCAUUUGGGCGGUCAUCCUGAUACUGGCCGUACCGGUGCUCUAUCGCCACGGCGAAGUUACCUACACCUAUUCCAGCAAAGAGCACACCGUUUGCGUCUUCCUAGAUCAGGACCCCAUCAGCCGGCCCGACGGAUACAGUCAACCGGUUUAUCAGAUAUUUUUCUUUCUCACAUCGUACGCGAUUCCAUUAGCGUUGAUAUGCGGAUUAUAUCUGUUCAUGCUGAUGCGAUUAUGGAAAGGCGUAGCGCCCGGAGGGCACGUAUCUGCUGAAAGUAAAAGAGGCAAGAAACGCGUCACGAGGAUGGUGGUGAUUGUGGUCACAGUCUUCGCUAUAUGUUGGUUUCCUAUUCAGAUAAUUCUAUUACUGAAAAGCGUCGACUACUACGAAAUAACCACAUUCAAAGUGAUGCUGCAAAUAGGAAGUCAAGUACUGGCGUACAUGAAUUCGUGCCUAAAUCCCAUCCUGUACGCGUUUCUAUCGGAGAACUUUCGAAAGGCAUUUCGCAAAGUGAUUUAUUGCGGGCCCGAUCCGAAUCUGCAACACAGACUUGCCAACGGAAGGCAAGAGGACAGAUCCGUUAAUCAAACCAGAACUACCAGAAUUAACAACGAUAUCGUCUAAAGUCGUAUAGGCUGAAACGUGGCUGUGAGAAUAUUACUGUACAUAAAGUAACCUACAAAAUGUGUAAAUAAACUGGAUUAACGAUCGCAAAUUAGAUCGAUGUAAAUACGUAGGCCUACAUACUCGUAUUUCCUGUUGAAUACCUAUGUAUUUGCCGCCAUUUACGUACACCGCAAAGACAAAAAACGGACCAUGGCUUGACAGUUGACAUCUACAAUACUUCGCCAUGAAACGAGGAUAUUGAAGAUGGUCACUGGACGCUACCUGUUACCUGUACCUACUUACGAGUAUUUACCAAACAUGUACGCAGAAAUAUCUAAUAAAUCGACCAAAAACACGUUUCGUUCCAGCGGCGAUGACUUAUACGGACAAUUAGGUAGAAAUAAGGAAUCAAAAUUCGGGCAUAUUGGUUAAAAGAAGCUUUUAAAGUUUCCUUUGUUGUAACUUCGAUGACAAUACACUACCAGUACCUGGUUGAGAAUGUAACUUCAGAUAAUUUGUUUACGAAAUGCUCAAACCUUCUUACAACACCUACUCAAUUUUGUAUUCGUAACACAAAACGAGAAAAAAUUACCAAUUAAGGAAAAGUCGAGCCUCGAUAAACAUCGCCGACUCCGAAGAAAUUUCCAACAUUUCAGGAAUAAUAAUGGAAGAGGUUCGAACUGUACAUCGUCAAUCGGCUCUAAAGUUAUACCAAAGUUUUAAAUUGUUUAUAAAAAUUCACGAAAUGAAAAACAAGCGACAUUUUUUUUUUCAAAUGAAGAAUUGGGAUCCGGUAUGUAUACGAUAUACAUACAGCAUGCCACAACUUACAUAACACAUCCCAAGAAAUUUCAAAAAAUCUGAUACUUUUUUCAAAGAUUCGAGUACAAAUUUUUAGCUGUAGUCGUGAUUAACAUGCUACAAAAAUCCAAGUUCCUACAUGCAAAACCUCCGUACCACCUAGAUUUACUUCACUCGUGUACAUUUUAGCUUAAAAAAUUCCUUCCAUUUACUUAAUGGCCAGCCAUUACUUUUUUGCCAUUGUUAGCAACAUAAUUUUAUUUUUCAACGAACAAAAAAAACAACACUCUGUACAACUUGAGAAAUUACCCACUGGUACAUACAUAUGUAAGCACCACGUGACGUGAUAAACGUGCCAAAAGUAAUUCGUUUGAACAAGAAAACUACAGGUAGCGAGAGUUCUUUUACCAAAAAAAAAAAAAAUCCAACAUGAAACUACUUCGUCUUCCAGUCUAAUUUUUUUCUUUUUUCAAAAAAAAAGGACUCUAAAGCCAUACAUCUUCUAAUGAACGCCCUCGUAUUACUUUUAUUCAACGUUAAGCCGAUUAUUGUGAUAUAAAAUCAGUCCCCUUCGGCAGAAGGCUUCAACUGUCUCUGUCAGCUGAGAUGAUUAUUGUUACACACACUAAGUAUAUUACACUGUACUACGAAUAAUUGUGAUUUUGAUUGGAAAGCAAUGUUGAGCCCUUUGCUUUUCAACCGAUAUCUCAAUUAAUACCUACUACGCGUACAUAUUUAUCGUAUACCUAAAUCAACCCAAACAUAAUUUGCGAUUUAUACCUAUUAAUUGUAUUUAUGUACCUAUUUUUUCUAUGUAUUGUAAUUAUUUGUUAUGUAUGUGCGUAAACGUAAGUUUGUUAUUGUAUUUUGUUUAGGAAGUCUACGAUAAUUAAAUACUUUUUGGCUGUUUUUUCUAAA
Molecule: messenger RNA, 3149 nt
Organism: Planococcus citri (citrus mealybug)
Lineage: Eukaryota; Metazoa; Arthropoda; Insecta; Hemiptera; Pseudococcidae
Product: allatostatin-A receptor-like
Exons: 5
Coding region: 297-1448 (383 amino acids)
Biological process (GO): G protein-coupled receptor signaling pathway
Cellular component (GO): plasma membrane
Molecular function (GO): G protein-coupled receptor activity
Source: RefSeq, a predicted model, not a curated record